This is a messenger RNA of Porites evermanni, 3251 nucleotides long. The record is from the annotation of a GenBank genome assembly. Lineage: Eukaryota; Metazoa; Cnidaria; Anthozoa; Scleractinia; Poritidae.
AUGGCAAGUUUUCCUGUGAUUCAAAUAACAGAAGGCGAAUGGACAUCAGAAAAAUUCUGGGAUAUUUUGGGUGUGAAAGUGCCAGAGUUUUUCACCAAAGAUCCGGCUUUGCUAGCCGACUAUAUCUCCAACUUUGAGACGCGACCAGAUGAUGUUUUCGUGGUUACAUAUCCGAAGUCAGGUUUGUUCAUCGUUAUCGUUUUUUUGUAUAGAUCAUGAACGGAUUUUUUGGAUAAUAUAAGGAUCUACUACCACGAGAGUUUAGGUUGUUUUUAUACACUUUGUUGGUUCAUGGGCCGAAAUUGGAGCUUUCUUUAUUGACCCCCGAUUUUUUGCCGGCGCUCUGCGAAAACCGAAAUCCGAAGAGUCCAAAUUUGUCGGCUCUUUAAAGAAAAAUCCGAACUCCCCUGUUUAAAACACCGCCAUCCUCAGGGGGUUGCGGAUAAAAAAUGAAAUGUUCCCUGAUUUUAGCCAUGGUCUUAACAUUUUAUUCUAAAUUCUUCAGUUCACGUACGGUUCCCUCGCCGCUGGCCCCCUGCCCGCCCCCGCACAACCUACACAUAAAAUGGGUCGGCUGUGUAAACCGUAUCGGUUUCUCUGUUUAAGUAGAUGGGGGAAUAGCCUGCGAACAGCAAACGUAUUUCCGGUCGUCGCUUUUCGGAGGGAGACAAGCGACGACCGGGAAUACGUCUGCGCUUCGCAGGCCUGGGGGAAGGGAUACUACUUCAAAUUUAUUGUGCACAUGCAUAUGAAUUCUGACUAAUUAUCAAUCUUCAUUAUUUCAGGGACGACUUGGGUACAGGAAAUCGUCUGGCAAAUCUACAAUGAAGGAGCUGUCAGCAGUGUCAAGCACGUAUUCCGAUUUCCAUUUCUUGAACCCACUGCCACUCACGAAAAACUGGCUGAGCUCAUUGAUCUUAAAACAAUGCCAAGUCCUCGCCUGAUUAAGUCCCACCUUACCUACAGCACUACCCCGAGAAGUACAAAUAAGGAUGAUCAGUGUAAAUAUAUUUACGUUGCUCGCAACCCAAAGGAUACAGCAGUGUCGCUUUUCCAUUUCACGGAGCGAUUGUCUAAAGAGACAGGCAGUGGUUACAAUGGGCCAUGGGAAUUUUUUGCCAAGUUAUUCAUAGAGGGAAAUGGUAAGUUUUCCUAUGAUUUAGGUAAAGAAAUGUUAUCACUUUUAAGGAAGUAUACGCACCCCUAGUCAACCCCCUAGUCUCCUUCGCAGCCGUUAUCAGGGUCGUCACGCAACGCUCCUCCCGGGAGGAGCGUUGCGUGACGACCCUAAUAACGGCUGCGAAGGAGACUAACGUACCCCCGCGUAUUACUCACCGUUGUGUUGUCACAUAAUCAUUUGAAGAGUACAUGUUAUUGAAAUCAAAGCGCACAAAAUUAUCAAAUAUUUGGAAAAUUUCACAGGACCUGUAGCAUUGAUUAUUAAAAAAACACACACUUUUAAAGCCAAGGUAUAUAGAUCUUGAAGCAGCUAUAGAAUAGUUUAGUGCAAAAAACCUGUCAUUAAAUAAAAAUGUUGAGCCAGCUGUUGAGUAGAGAGAAAUUAGGAAAAUGAAAAAUGGGAAGAAUCUUUUCCCCAUCAGUAACCCCAUAACUCAAUCUCUGUUUUGUUCCCAUUUUUCCCAUUCCAUGCUCGUUUUCUUAGGACGUCCACCACUUCUUGACAAAAAGAUUGGUAUAAUAAUAAUAAUAACAAUAAUAAUAAUAAUGAUAAUACUACUACUACUACUACUACUACUACUAAUAGUAACAAUAAUAAUAAUAAUAAUAAUAAGUACUCUUUUAUACUGCAAAAAAUAGAUUACUGAGUAUAAAAAAACAGCUGGUAUAAACCUAUGUGCAGUAAUAAAAUACUUCAAGAUUAAAAAAAAAACAAGAAUUAUAGUACAUAGUAAAAAAAAGAAGAAAGACUGAUAUUUACAAUAAAAAAGGUGUUAAAAAAAUAAAAUGAAUUAAACUACAAUCUACAUUUAUGCUUUGUUUUGCCUUGUUCUUGCAAAUACUUAAGUGUUUUUCCCUUAAGAGAUCCUAAAAUAAGGCCAUCAGCCCGUAAUUCAUUGGGUAAGUCGUUCCAAUCCUUUGCUCCUGUGAAUUUAAAGUAGACUGGCCUGUUACACCUCUUAAAUUAUGUAAAUUAAGAAAGGAGGAAACUAUCAAAAAGGGUGAACCGGGGCUGGCCUUGACUAGACUUAGAAAUUAGAAUGAUUUCUUAUUUCAUACACAAGUUUGUGUUCUGAUAUCUCGUUAUUUUUAUUGCUAAUUGUAGUCAUCUAUGACUUUUGGAAAGAUCAUGUUAUUGACUGGUGGAAACAUAAAGAUGAUCCUAAUGUCUUGUUUCUCAAAUAUGAAGAUCUACACAAGGUAAUACUUAAAAAUACUUUAACGACAUUAUAAUAGUUCAAAUUUCCUGCACAAGUCUCUGGCAAAAUCAAUUCCAUUUAGUUACCCCAGAACUAGAGGUAUAGACUUCAAAGAACUCAGUGUUGAUGUAUUACUAUGAGCUGUUAUUAAUAAAGCAAAUUUGGGGCACUGAAGACUUUUCGUUUAUUCAUUCAUUAAUUUAUUUUGCCAUUAACCACAUAAAAAACACAAGAAAUUUAUAAUAUUUUUUAGAUGUUAGACACUAUCCUAAAAAAGUAUUUUACACAUGUUCAUAGUGAUAAUGACAAGGAAGCCUGUAAGAAGCUAGGGGGCUUAUGAACUAUAGGCUUCCUGACACUUUAGGGUUUGAAUUAAGGGUACUGAAUGAAAAAUGGAUUAUUUAAAAAAGCAAAGAAAAGAAAAAGUACCUGUAUGUUGCUCAAAAAUUUUAAAAAGAGUAUAUUUGACCAAGAAAGAAAGAAUUUUUUAAGUCUUUUUCCAAACAAACCGAUACUUUCACUGUUUUGGCUUUCAACUACCGUGAUAAAAGGACAUUAAAAUCUAAAACGGUACUAAACACUUAUUAUUCUUAGGAUCUACCAUCCCAUGUGCGAAUUAUUGCAAAAUUCCUGAACAAGCCACUGUCAGAUGAACUCAUCAAUCGUAUUGCGGAGCAGUGUACAUUGGAAGCGAUGAAGAAAAAUGAGAUCAGUUACAAGAUGAGGGAUGAACAAGAGAGUUCGCCGUUGUUGCGGAAGGGCGUGGUGGGAGGAUGGAAGAGUUAUUUCACUCCAGAGCUGAAUGAAAGAUUUGAAAAGGAAGUGUUGGCAAAACUGGAAGAAACUGGAUUAGAGUUUGAUUUUGAAAUAUAG